AUGAAAAGAGAGACAUUGCCUUCAUGGCUAUCGCUAUUGCUCACAACACAAUUCUUUCUCCCCUGCAAAAACCAUCCCCUUUCUAGUCGUAGUGAGUGUAACCUAUUUUGCAUUGAGUGCGAGGCACCACCUGAUGCUUUCUGCUAUCAUUGUCAUUUGGACCACCAUUCUAAUCAUCAUGUAAUCCAGAUUAGGCGUUCAUCGUACCAUGAUGUCAUAAAAGUAUCUGAACUAGAGAAUAUCUUUGAUAUUAGUGAUGUGCAAACUUAUGUGAUCAAUAGUGCAAAGGUUGUGUUUUUGAACGAGCGACCACAAAUGCGCACUUGUGGUCCAUUGUCAUCAUCAUCAUACAACUGUGAGACAUGUGGCCGUGCCCUUCUUAACGAAUUUCGCUUUUGCUCUCUUGGUUGCAAUCUUACGGGCAUAGAAAAGGACAUGAAGACGCCAAGUGAUGUUGCAAAUGGUUCUGAAUAUAAACGAAUAGAAGAUGUGGCUUCUGGCAAUAGUAGUGAUUCAAAUACUAGGAGUGAGAAAGAGAUAUACAAUGAAAACAAUGAAGAAGAACCGCCAGCAAAAAGGGUUGCUCGUCAUCGCCGAAAGGGAAUUCCCCAACGUGCGCCGUUCUUUUGA
Molecule: messenger RNA, 630 nt
Organism: Setaria italica (foxtail millet)
Lineage: Eukaryota; Viridiplantae; Streptophyta; Magnoliopsida; Poales; Poaceae
Exons: 3
Coding region: 1-630 (209 amino acids)
Source: RefSeq, a predicted model, not a curated record